GGCUCGCCCAGGAGCCCUGCGUCUGUUGCCAGCGGUGGAGGGAGGAGAGCUUUUCUCAGUGGGACCCAGCAGACCCCCUGGGGUUCAGAGGAGCAGCCUCUCCUGCGGGCUGCUGAGCCCCACCCUCCUUGGCCAUCUCCUUCCCCCCAUGGCGGCCAUCACGGACCUGUCCUUCAUGUAUCGCUGGCUCAAGAACUGCAAUCUGGUGCGCAACCUCCAGGACAAGUACGUCUUCAUCACAGGCUGUGACUCGGGCUUCGGGAACCUGCUGGCCCGGCAGCUGGUAAACCGGGGCAUGCGGGUGCUGGCGGCUUGCUUCACCGAGGAGGGGGCCCAGAAGCUUCAACGGGACACGUCCUAUCGGCUGCAGACCACCCUACUGGAUGUCACCAGGACGGAGAGCAUACAGGCAGCGACCCAGUGGGUGAGGGACCAAGUAGGCGAGCAAGGCCUCUGGGCCCUGGUGAAUAAUGCUGGUAUAGGCCUGCCCAGUGGACCCAAUGAAUGGCUGACAAAGGAGGACUUUGUGAAGGUGAUCAAUGUGAACCUGGUGGGACUGAUCGAAGUGACCCUCCAUAUGCUGCCCAUGGUCAAAAAAGCUCGGGGCAGGGUCGUCAACAUGUCCAGCUCUGGUGGUCGUGUGGCUCUCAUUGGUGGUGGCUACUGCGUCUCUAAGUUUGGCGUCGAGGCCUUCUCUGACAGCAUCAGGCGUGAGCUCCACUACUUUGGGGUGAAAGUGAGCAUCAUUGAGCCGGGGAACUAUCGAACAUCCAUCCUGGGCAAGGAGGACAUGGUGUCCCGCAUGCGAAAGCUGUGGGAGCGGCUGCCCCAGGAGACCAAGGAUAGCUACGGAGAGGAGUACUUCCGCAACUAUACUGACAAGUUAAAAAACAUGAUGCAGUCGGCAGAGCCGCGGAUCCGCGAGGUCACCAACAGCAUGGAACAUGCCAUCGUUUCCCGGAGCCCCCGGGUCCGCUACAACCCUGGCCUCGAUGCCAAACUGCUCUACCUCCCACUGGCGAAGUUGCCCACCCCUGUGACAGAUUUCAUCCUGAGCCGGUACCUUCCAAGGCCAGCGGACAGUGUCUGAGCUGGGGAAGCCCAGGGGUGGUCCGGGGAGUGUGGAGGAGGGAAGGGGUAGGAGAAGAGUCUGUAGGGCCACAAGAGUGGUAUCAGACAUUCUGGUGGACACUUUGCUUGGGUGACACCCACUGCUGGAGAAUUUAUGGAUAACUUCUAGCAGAAGACAAGUGCCUCUUCCCACUCGCUGGGCCCCCACAGACACCUGAGGUGGCCUUUCCAGGGGCAAAGACCCCAAGAACAUCUGUCACUCAUUCAGGAUAUGGCUUUUUCUGGACCUGGAAAUGUCAAGGGGAGGAAAACAAGCCCCUGCUGAAUCAUGAGCCUCUCUCAGUUACCACCACCGCUGGGAAACACUGCAGGAGAACCUAGCCCGCAGAGCCACUUUCCGCCUGGGUCUCUAACUACGCAUUCACCUCAUUCCCACAACCCAUUAUUUGAAGUAUGUAGUAGGGCAGACAGGGAGUGCAAGAUUGUAUCAGGUAAAAGUUUAUAUUUUCUUUCUAUAUACAUUUCUCUGUUCACAGGUGAUUGGGAUUCACAUAAAAUAACAUUUAUUUAUUUAAUCGCCAUUGAUUAAUUUUUCAAAUAUUUAUUGUCUACAACAUUCCAGGCACUGUGUAAGUCCUGGAAGGAUCUAAAGAUGAUUAAAUCAUGGUCUUGGUUUUUUU
Nyctereutes procyonoides (raccoon dog) is the source of this 1751-nucleotide messenger RNA. RefSeq names its product short chain dehydrogenase/reductase family 9C member 7 (gene SDR9C7). Gene Ontology annotation, molecular function: oxidoreductase activity. Bases 149 to 1090 code for a protein of 313 amino acids. Lineage: Eukaryota; Metazoa; Chordata; Mammalia; Carnivora; Canidae. The record is from RefSeq and is a predicted model, not a curated record. The transcript has 4 exons.